AGCUCUGCGCCGUUACCAUGGUGACGGAUAUGCGUCGAUACCUCGGCGUCAUCGGUCUGCGUGAACGAAACCCUCCACGGACAAACAGGACGAGAUAUUAAAGCUUCAGAUGUGUGAAGGACCUUCAUCAAUAUCUGGGCCAAUCCCCCCAGAUCCUUCUCUGUUUCCUCAGUACUACAAACGACCUGCCUCAGCUCGCGGCCGUUUAGAGGGUAACCACGAUGGGACAUUGGCGCUCCUCUCAGGGCCUCUCGCUCCAGAUCCUGUCUUGUACCCUGGCUGCUACAGUGCUCGUACCCCAGCACAUCGUCCCCGUAUUAGCCCUAAUGCCACCCAUAUUCUGGAGCGAGGACAGAGAGGGGUGGUAGGGGAACUACUCAAACUAGACGGUGUCUCUAUCACCCCUGUUCCCAAACAGAAACAGCGGGUACAUGACUUUGGUAAAGAGAAUGUGCGUCGGCUCAGGGAGAUCCAGAGACGCUGCAAAGAGCACGAGGCUGAGAGAGCACAGUCUCGUCCGGUUCCAGUCAAAGCUCUUUGGACCUCCUCCAAAUACCAGAACGUCCCAUCCAGAGUGAUGGUCCAGCUGCAGGUUUCUAGUCCAACUGCAAAACCACAGUGUCAAAACUUUCUGAAGGCGCACUCUAAUGGUGGAUCUCCUGCCCUGUCAAGACCCCACUCAAAAACCUCUCCUCGGGCUUUGCAACGCAGGGCCUCCUGCAACUCUACACCGGAUCAGAAUUUGCAAUUACAGGUGCAAGGCGAGUCCAUAGACUUCAUAAAACAUAAUGCCCGGGCUGCUGCAAAAACUGUGCUGCGUCGGUCCCAAUCAAUGACAAACCUCCAAGAAAAGCCAGUCCCCAGUGCAGUCAAGGGACAGGUGCCUCAGUAUCUUGCGGAAAGGAAGGAGCAGUGGCAUAAAGAGGAGGAGGAGAGGAGGAGGAACGCACCUGAUCCUACAGUUCCGGCUGGUCACACCCUGAUGCAUGAGAGUGAGAGACAAGAGACACUCAAGUCCCUCAAAGAGACCCAUCGCUCCCUGGUGGCAGAGCUGCUGUCGCUGCCUCUCAAAGCUGACAGUCUAAGUGUUCGCUCACGUCGGACUCAUCUUGAUUGUAGGCUUUCUGAAAUCGAGGAGGCCAUUAAAAUAUUCUCCAGGGAAAAAGUUUAUCUAAAAGUAGACUCCUAACACAUAUGAGGAGAGAGGUGGAAGAAGAAAGAAAGAAGAAGAGAUAAAGCAGUAAAUCCACCGCUUUAUUGUGAUUCAUUUUCCUUUUGUAGUUGCAUUGCGUAACGCAACACUGAACGUUGUAAAACAAUUAUUUUAAUGUUAGGAGUGUUUUCUUUUUGUAACUUGAAAAUUUUAUAUUUUAAAAUGAGUGAUUAUUAUAUAAGAUCAACAAUCGAGGUUACUGAUUAUCAGUUACUUUAAGAACAACAUACAUGCUACUGAAUAUAUGCAGGUUUCUCUUUGAAGAAAAAAUUAGCAGAUGCACUGUAAACGUAACAGCAUAAACCAAUAGCUCCAUUAGGAUUAUCAUCUGUUGAGAUGAUUUGUUUUGUCUUUAUGUAAAACUGGCUGGUUUGUAAUGAUUUUUGUGAAGUCAUAUGUAUAUUUUUUAAUGAUUGGAUAUUAAAAAUUGC
Morone saxatilis (striped sea-bass) is the source of this 1644-nucleotide messenger RNA. It is a transcript of the gene enkd1, whose product is annotated as enkurin domain containing 1. Bases 110 to 1189 code for a protein of 359 amino acids. Lineage: Eukaryota; Metazoa; Chordata; Actinopteri; Moronidae. Gene Ontology annotation, cellular component: cytoplasmic microtubule. The transcript is spliced from 8 exons. The record is from RefSeq and is a predicted model, not a curated record.